GGCACCGAUGUAAUAUUCAGAAAGGAAGGGCGGAGAGUCGGCGCAAGCGCCGCAGGGCGCGAGGCGCGAGUCGUUCGAGUCCAGUCCGUACCUCGGGUAUAGUAUGCACGAAAGGGAACGCGUUCUUUCCAAACGACGCUCAUGAAGACGGAUACGGCCUCCUGUCGGACGAUCAUCCUGUUAUGCUUCUUCGCUCGCGUAUUUUGCCAAACGCCGUUCAAUCUGCUGAUAGCCGUCGAAGAGGCGGAUGCCUCCGUUAUCGGUUUGUUCAACGAAGCCGUCUACGAUGCGGAACGCGAGCUCGGAAACGACGUCGUCGCCAUCCACGUGUCGGCGGUCAAGGUGGACAGAGAAAACGUCGAGCAGAGUUAUCAGCAGGUGUGCGCCUCGCUUUAUCGCGGGAUCAGCUUGAUACUGGACAUGACGUGGACGGGCUGGGACCAGCUUCGAUCGUUGGCCGCCGAUUGGGACAUAAUAUAUGAACGAGCCGACUCGACGUUGACGCCCUACGUCCAAGCUCUGGAUGAUUUCCUCGUUAUGAAAAACGCUACGGACGCUGCGAUGAUUUUCGAGUCGGAAAAGGAACUGAAUCAAACGCUGUACUAUCUGAUCGGUAACUCCAUCAUCCGAUUGGUCGUAAUCGAUGAACUGUCCGAUGCGACGGUAGCGAAGAUUCGAGCAAUGAGGCCAUCGCCGACGUAUUAUGCUAUCUUUGCCAGUACUCCAAAGAUGGGCAGCCUUUUUAAGACGGCGAUAGAUGGCGGGCUCGUCAAGCGGAACGACGUCUGGAACUUGGUCUUCACGGACAGUAAUUACCGCGAGUUCGAGUACAUUUCCGGUAAGACGGCGUUGAACGUCUCCGUCAGCGUGAUCACCAUGAAGAACGACGUGUGCUGCCGCCUGCUCGGGGAGACGACGUGCUCGUGCCCGCCGGACUUCCAGAACCUGCCGCACUACUUGAAGCGGCUGAUCGACCUGCUGGUCGGGACGACGAGCGAGGUGCAAAGGUCCGGAAUCGGCAUGGAGCCCAGGACCGGCCGGUGCGGCGCCGUGGCCUCGAGGAAACCGGGACCGCGCGACGCCGUCGACGCCGUCGACGCCGUCGACGCCGUCGACGCCGUCGACGCCUUCGGCAAGAUCCUCGUCGCGGUGAGUACGAGGCCCAUACCCGGGACCACCUCCCCCGUUGACUCGAUCACCUUCCAGAGGAUCGGCGGCAACGACACUUUCGAGUACGCGACGGAGACGUCGACGAUUCAGUUUCGGGCUGAGAUCGAGUUCGAGACUCUCGACCGUGGAUACCUCGAGAAACUCGGAGAAUGGACCAGGAAGCGGAAGAUCACCACCGCGCCCGGCAGGCGGAUAUUUCAAGCGAAGAGAUUCUUUCGCGUUGGAACCGCAGAGGCGAUUCCGUGGUCGAUGAUACGAAGGGACGCCGCGACCGGACUUCCGGUGACGGACGGAAAUGGGAACGUAAUGUGGGAAGGCUAUUGCAUUGACUUCGUCGAGCAGCUUUCCCAGGAGAUGAACUUUGAUUACGAGCUCGUCGUUCCGAAGGACAACUCCUUUGGGACCAAGUUACCGAACGGCAAGUGGAACGGUCUCGUGGGAGAUUUGUCCCGUGGGGAAACGGACAUCGUAGUCGCUGCUCUCACGAUGACGUCCGAUCGCGAGGAAGUUGUCGAUUUCGUAGCUCCGUACUUCGAACAGUCGGGGCUCCUGAUCGCAAUGAGAAAACCCGUGCGCAAGACGUCCCUCUUCAAGUUCAUGACGGUACUUCGCCUGGAGGUUUGGCUGAGCAUCGUCGGGGCGCUCACGCUCACAGGAAUCAUGAUCUGGCUGCUCGACAAGUAUUCCCCGUACAGCGCACGAAAUAACAAAGGACUUUAUCCGUACCCUUGCAGGGAGUUCACCUUAAAGGAAAGCUUCUGGUUCGCGUUGACGUCCUUUACUCCCCAGGGAGGGGGCGAGGCUCCCAAAGCGUUGUCGAGUCGAACGCUCGUCGCAGCUUACUGGUUGUUCGUCGUCCUGAUGCUCGCCACGUUUACCGCCAAUCUGGCGGCUUUCCUGACCGUCGAGAGAAUGCAGUCGCCUGUGCAGUCCCUGGAACAACUUGCUCGACAAUCUCGGAUAAACUACACCGUUCUUGCCAACUCGAGUGUCCAUGACUACUUUAUAAAUAUGAAGAAAGCUGAGGAUAAGCUUUACACCGUAUGGAAAGAGAUUACUCUGAACAGUUCUACCGAUCAGAUCGAGUACCGUGUUUGGGAUUAUCCAAUAAAGGAACAAUACGGUCACAUAUUGCAGGCAAUAAUGCAAGCGGGACCUGUCAAAUCUACCGAGGAAGGAUUUCAAAAGGUGAUCGACAGCGAGAACGCCGAGUUUGCCUUUAUUCACGACUCGUCUCGAAUUAAGUACGAGGUAACCAGAAACUGUAAUUUGACCGAAGUCGGUGACAUUUUCGCCGAACAGCCGUUUGCAAUUGCGGUACAACAGGGUAGCCAUCUUCAAGAAGAAAUUAGCAGGAAGAUAUUGGAUCUUCAGAAGGAUCGAUUUUUCGAGUCCUUGACAUCGAAAUAUUGGAAUCAGUCGUUGAAAGGUUCCUGUCAAUAUUCGGACGACGACGAGGGUAUUACACUGGAGAGCUUAGGUGGAGUAUUUAUAGCUACGUUGUUUGGACUGGCUCUGGCAAUGAUUACUUUAGCAGGAGAAGUAAUCUAUUAUCGAAGACAAAAUCAUACUCCGGGAGAAAAGCAAGCAGGUGGUCAGAGAGGUAAGGAGAAGGAAAAAGUGAAAUCAAAGAAGAAGUUAGUGCAGCAGAAACCAAGGAAUAAAUUGCAAAUACGCGCUAUCCAUGAUGCUCACAUCCCCGGAAAACUUUUGGAAGCAAAACCUUAUAUAUCUCACAUCUCUGUAUAUCCGAAGUAUUUUCCAUUUAAGGAAUAAGUAUGUAAGUAACGUUUUCUUUACAAAUGCGAAUGAAUUUCACCGUUUAUUUUAAUACAUUCAUUGGCUUGAUUUAAGUGGUAAUAUUUUUUAUUAUACGAACUAUAUGAUGCCUUUAAAUACAUCAGUAUGUAUAAUUACAUGACUAUAAUAAUUCUUGAUCUCAUAGGAUGGUUGAGGAUUAUUAUAACCUUAAAAAAAAAACUAUUUGAAUGGGGAUACACACACACAGUUAUGUCAUCAAUCUCUUUUACAAUUAAAUAUUUGCAUCUAGUCUA
Messenger RNA from Orussus abietinus, 3224 nucleotides. RefSeq names its product ionotropic receptor 25a-like (gene Ir8a). Gene Ontology annotation, molecular function: glutamate-gated receptor activity; transmitter-gated monoatomic ion channel activity involved in regulation of postsynaptic membrane potential. Gene Ontology annotation, biological process: monoatomic ion transport; modulation of chemical synaptic transmission; synaptic transmission, glutamatergic. Lineage: Eukaryota; Metazoa; Arthropoda; Insecta; Hymenoptera; Orussidae. Gene Ontology annotation, cellular component: postsynaptic membrane; plasma membrane. The coding region runs from base 142 to 2946 and encodes 934 amino acids. The transcript has 15 exons. The record is from RefSeq and is a predicted model, not a curated record.